GCGCGCUCGCGCCGGCUAUUGUGUUUCUAUAUCAACAAGGAGACAGACCACCUUUAGAGACACCGUGAGACACCGAGACAGACCACCGGGGCCUGAACGACCAGGGACUGAUACACCAUGGCGGACGAACAAGAAAUAAUGUGCAAGUUAGAGAAUAUCCUGGAGAUACGGAACAAGACCGUCCAGAUGCAGAAGAUCAAGUCUCGUCUUAAGGUCGAGUUUGAGGCUCUGGAGUCUGAAGAGAAGCACCUGAAAGAGUACAAACAGGAAAUGGAUCUGCUCCUACAAGAGAAAAUGGCACAUGUGGAGGAGCUGCGGCUCAUCCAUGCAGAUAUCAAUGUGAUGGAGAGCACCAUCAAGCAGUCGGAGAACGACUUGAAUAAGCUGCUAGAAACAACUCGGCGUCUGCACGAUGAGUACAAACCUCUGAAGGAGCAUGUUGACGCCCUCAGGAUGACUUUAGGUCUACACAGACUCCCUAACCUGAACGAAGAAGAGGAGAAGCUCUCCCUGGAUUACUUUGAGAAGCAGAAAGCAGAGUGGCAGAAGGAGCCGCAUGAGCCCGCCAUCCCAGAAUCCCUUGCUGCCGCCGCGGCAGCGGCACAGCAGCUUCAGGUCUCCAGGAAGCAAGAUGCACGCCAGACGGCAACCUUCAGACAGCAACCACCACCUAUGAAGGCUUGUCUGUCCUGCCACCAGCAGAUUCAUCGUAAUGCUCCCAUCUGCCCGUUGUGCAAGGCCAAGAGCCGCUCCCGCAACCCAAAGAAGCCCAAGAGGAAGCCUGAUGAGUAGAUCCUACUCUACCUUCAACUACAGUAGGGUUUAAAGGGACCUGGUCCAAUACACUGAUUUAAGAUCAGCCAGGUACAUGGCAGUAUAUGGCUGAAAUAACAGAUCUGUGCUUCAGGACAAUUUCCACAAACAGUCCCCCACUUUAACAAAUUGUCUUAGUACCUUUUUUCAUAAAGUGUCAGCUGAAACUGAUGGAGGAUCCGGUAACGUCAUUCUGUAGUUUGUUUUUAUCCGUGCUUUGGAUGUGUUUAUAUGUAAUCGUAUGACUUCUAUAGUAGGUUUACUAGCCCCUAAACAUGUAACUGCAAUAAUGCAAAAAGAAACUCGAUAAGAUGUCCAAAUAAUUUCGCCCAUGUCGCUAUCGUUUUUUUGCCUUAGACAUUGUACUGUACUUUCUCUUUUUUUUUUUGCAAUGCAUGCGUGCUUCCAUGACCGUCAGUCGUGUAUUUUUUGUGCCAAUAUAGAAAUGUAAUAUGUUUAAUUGAAGUUUAACUAAAACACAAUGUUGUUUUAAUGUUUACAGUGUUCAAGUGACCACGAACGGGAGAAAAAAAAGGCCAGACUCAUUUGCUCUGAAUAGUGUUAUGUGUUUAACUUUAAUACAGUGAUAAGAAAAUAAAUAGCUGUUUUGUAUUAAC
This is a messenger RNA of Sebastes umbrosus (honeycomb rockfish), 1430 nucleotides long. RefSeq names its product zinc finger, C4H2 domain containing (gene zc4h2). The record is from RefSeq and is a predicted model, not a curated record. Bases 118 to 792 code for a protein of 224 amino acids. Gene Ontology annotation, cellular component: nucleus. Gene Ontology annotation, biological process: positive regulation of neuron differentiation. Lineage: Eukaryota; Metazoa; Chordata; Actinopteri; Perciformes; Sebastidae. The transcript is spliced from 5 exons.